AUGGGAAAGACCUUUCCCCGGUGCCUGCAGCAACUGGACUACCGCAAGAGCAUUGUGGGCCUAGUCACAGGCGCCGGGGCCCUCUACCUGCUGUACAAGGCCGUCAGGGUGGGCAUAAAAUGCACACCGCCCCUCUGCUCCAAUUCGCCCAUCUGCAUCGCCCGUGAGUGCCCAGGCCCUGGGGAGAGGGGGCUGCCCCAGGGGGCCCCUGCUCCCCAGGCCUCCUCCUCUCCUCCUUCAAGCCUGGCCAUCGAGAGAGAGCGCCACGGGCGGGACUCUGGCGAGAUCCGAAGACUUCUCAAUUCUCUAGAGUGCAAACAUGACGAGUAUGUCAAGAGCAUGAUCCUGCACAGCAUCACCCGCUGUGUGUACUUGCUGGAGACUGAGGCCUCUGCUUGCACUACGGAAGACAUCUGCUUGGUGGGUGACAUGCUGGAUGACACAGACAACAGUGUCAAGAUCCAAGCUCUGAAUGCACUGAAAGCUUUCUCUGGCAUCAGGAAAUUCAGGCUCAAAAUCCAGGAACAUUCCAUUAAGGUGCUGGAACUGCUCUCCACCAUCUGGGACACGGAGCUGCACAUAGCUGGCCUUCGACUCCUCAACAACCUCCCCCUCCCGGACUACGUCCACCCACAGCUGCGGCGGGUGAUGCCCGCCUUGAUGGAGAUCAUGCAGGCGGACUAUAUCCUGGCACAGGUACAAGCCGUCCGCUUACUGAGUUACCUGGCACAGAAGAACGACCUUCUCUACGACAUCCUCAACUGUCAGGUACAUCCCAACUUCCUGAGCCUGUUCCAGUCCACCCAGCCGGGAAGCCUGCUGUUCGAGGUGCUGGUGUUCGCCGAGCGCCUGAGCGAGGGCCGGAACUCCACCCACUACCGCGCGGUGAAGUGGCAUUACCACGAGCAGUCCCUGCACGAGGCCCUCUUCGGGGACGAGUCGAGGCUGGCGGACCGGCUGCUGUCCCUGGUCAUUCACCCCGAGGAGGAGGUGCAGAUCCAGGCCUGCAAGGUCAUCGUGAGCCUGCAGUGUCCACAGGACGUGGGCUGCCGGCCGUCCAGCUGCCGGCCGUCUCCCUGCCGGCCCAGCCAGUCCUACUUUCAGAACGGGGAGUGACGAGAACGAGAAACCAAUAAAUGCAUACGGGAGGGAAGCGUGAGGCUUCUGAGAGCGCGUCUGUCCCUGCCCUCCCAGGGCCUGGGCAGAGGCGCUGUUCGCCAGGGCCUCGGCCUAGGCCAGGGCACAGCACGGGCCCAUCUCCCCAGACACCCCACUUUCGUGUUUGGGAGACUGACCCCCUCCUUCUGUUGCUGUUCU
This is a messenger RNA of Psammomys obesus (fat sand rat), 1317 nucleotides long. RefSeq names its product armadillo repeat containing 12 (gene Armc12). Gene Ontology annotation, cellular component: nucleus. The record is from RefSeq and is a predicted model, not a curated record. NCBI's taxonomy places the organism in Eukaryota, Metazoa, Chordata, Mammalia, Rodentia, Muridae. Bases 1 to 1116 code for a protein of 371 amino acids. The transcript is spliced from 6 exons.